Sporothrix schenckii 1099-18 is the source of this 267-nucleotide messenger RNA. RefSeq lists its product as uncharacterized. The coding region runs from base 1 to 267 and encodes 88 amino acids. The transcript has 3 exons. Lineage: Eukaryota; Fungi; Ascomycota; Sordariomycetes; Ophiostomatales; Ophiostomataceae. Gene Ontology annotation, cellular component: endoplasmic reticulum. The record is from RefSeq and is a predicted model, not a curated record.
AUGGUAGGUCCCCAUUUCUGCAGGUCGGGUGGUCUCGCGGCCGAUAGACAACGAGAAGCAGCGACCGCUCAAACACCCGAGCAGCGGCGCCGCAACGCCAAGUUUGCCAAGGAGCAAGAUGCUCGUCGUGGCAAGUCCGAGGCCGAGCUGAAGCGCCGCAACAAGGAGGUGCACAAGUCGCCCGUGUCGCCGGUGAUUUUGGGUCUCCUCGGUUUCGUCGUCUUUGGAGGGCUGGUCUUUGAGGUCUUCUCGCGUUUCUUCGUGUAG